This is a messenger RNA of Microthlaspi erraticum, 1608 nucleotides long. The record is from the annotation of a GenBank genome assembly. Lineage: Eukaryota; Viridiplantae; Streptophyta; Magnoliopsida; Brassicales; Brassicaceae.
AUGAAAGCUGAUGACUCUUUGCCACGUCCGCAUAUGGGCAUUCAUCGCUACAAGCAACGAGAGAGCGACGAGAGGGGAGAGAAUCUCUCAAUUUCUGGGUUUAAGCUGAUCUGGAUCUUCAAUUCCGAAGCUCAAUCACGCUUUUCUGAAAAUGGAUGCAUCAGGGUGAAGAUAGCUGAGCACGCAUUGACAGGACAUAAAGUUGCAAUCAAGAUCCUCAAUCGCCGUAAAAUCAAGAACAUGGAGAUGGAAGAGAAAGUGAGGAGAGAGAUCAAAAUCCUGAGACUGUUUAUGCAUCCUCACAUCAUCCGUCUCUAUGAGGUUAUAGAGACUCCGACAGAUAUUUAUCUUGUCAUGGAGUAUGUGAAUUCUGGGGAACUAUUUGACUAUAUUGUAGAGAAGGGUAGAUUGCAGGAGGACGAAGCGAGGAACUUUUUCCAGCAGAUAAUCUCGGGAGUGGAAUAUUGCCACAGGAAUAUGGUUGUUCAUCGAGACCUUAAGCCUGAAAACUUGCUUUUGGACUCCAAAUGCAAUGUAAAGAUUGCGGAUUUUGGCCUGAGCAAUAUAAUGCGAGAUGGUCAUUUUCUGAAGACAAGUUGUGGAAGUCCAAAUUAUGCUGCUCCGGAGGUAAUUUCGGGGAAAUUAUAUGCUGGGCCUGAAGUAGACGUCUGGAGCUGUGGUGUGAUACUCUACGCUCUUCUCUGUGGGACUCUUCCCUUUGAUGAUGAGAACAUUCCCAACCUUUUUAAGAAGAUAAAGGGAGGGAUAUAUACUCUGCCAAGCCAUUUGUCUUCUGGCGCUAGAGAUUUGAUCCCCCGGAUGCUCGUGGUCGACCCCAUGAAACGAGUAACCAUUCCUGAGAUCCGGCAACACCCUUGGUUCCAAGCUCAUCUUCCAAGAUAUUUAGCUGUCCCUCCUCCAGAUACGGUGCAGCAGGCGAAAAAGAUUGACGAGGAGAUUCUCCUAGAAGUUAUCAAUAUGGGAUUUGACAGAAAUCUGCUCAUUGAAUCUCUCCGCAACCGGACACAGAAUGAUGGGACUGUGACGUACUAUCUGAUACUGGACAACCGGUUCCGUGCCUCUAGUGGUUACCUCGGGGCCGAGUUUCAGGAGACCAUGGAAGGUACUCCGCGUAUGCAUCCAGCAGAGAGCGUAGCUUCACCCGUUAGCCAUCGGCUUCCAGGACUGAUGGAGUAUCAAGGAGUUGGGUUGAGAUCUCAAUACCCUGUUGAGAGAAAAUGGGCUCUUGGACUUCAGUCUAGGGCUCAUCCCCGUGAAAUAAUGACAGAAGUCCUGAAAGCUCUGCAAGAUUUGAAUGUGUGCUGGAAGAAGAUAGGGCACUACAACAUGAAGUGCAGAUGGGUUCCUAACAAUGCAGAUGGAUUAAUGCUCAGUAACUCCAUGCACGACAACAGCUACUUUGGAGAUGAUUCCAGCAUCAUAGAGAACGACGCAGCUGCUAAGUCGCCUGAUGUUAUCAAGUUCGAAAUUCAGUUGUAUAAAACUCGGGACGACAAGUAUCUGCUGGAUCUGCAGAGGGUACAAGGUCCUCAGUUCUUGUUCUUGGAUCUCUGUGCUGCCUUUCUUGCUCAGCUGCGAGUCCUCUGA